Molecule: messenger RNA, 1311 nt
Organism: Schistosoma rodhaini
Lineage: Eukaryota; Metazoa; Platyhelminthes; Trematoda; Strigeidida; Schistosomatidae
Source: the annotation of a GenBank genome assembly
AUGUCUAUUAUUUUCUAUCAUUUAUCUAAUAAUAUUCAAACUUUAAUUUUAUCAUUUUCUGUUUUAAUUUUAUUAUUUAUUCAUACAACAUUACAACAAUUCAAUGAUUUAAAUCAUCAAAAUCUACCUAAAAAAUAUGCAAUGAUAACAACUGGCGGUUUACAUCAAUCAUAUUUAACACAAAAAUUAAAUCAUGAUUUAUAUGAUAAAGAUUAUUCACGUAAAGUGAAUGUUAAAGUAAGUGAUAUAUUAACAAGACAAGCUGAAGCUAUAGCUUCAUCACAAUUUUUACCAUCAUCAUUACCUUCUACUAUAAAUAGUAAAUAUAGAAUGAAUGAAAAAUCAGAAUUAUCUAGUGGAUCCCAUUCAAUUGAAACCAAUACUAAUUCAAAUCAUUUUACAAAUAAUCAAAGAGCUCAAAUUAUUGUGAAACCAUCUGAAAAUAUUGAUAAGAAUUCUUUACUAUUAUCAUCAAAAAUUUCACAACAUUCAAUAGUGAAUGAAGAUCGUUCAUGGCCACCGGAACAUUCACAUGAAUUUGAAAGAGUUGAUGUACGUGUAUUGGGUGAAAGAAUAGAUAGUAAAGCAUUACUUCAAUUACGUCCAAGUUCUACGAUUGAUUCAAUACGUAAAUUACGUCGAAUUCUUGGAUCUGAUUUACAAAAUGAUUGGAUGUCUAUAGAAAGUCCAUUAAAUUCACAAAGUUCAUCAAUUAAAAGUACACGUUCAACAUUAUCACCAAAUAUUCCUAAACCUGAUAAUUAUUUAUUAAAUAUUGUAGACGAAUUAAAUUUUACUGUUUUUCGUCCAGUUAAUAAUGAUGGAUUAAUUUAUCCAAUUAAAAUGACUAUGGAUCAAGUAAAUAUAAUGAAAACUUGGUUAUUACAACGUGCAACAUGUGCUAUGGAAUAUAAAUGGGAAGAUUUAGGACCAUUAUUUUGGCCUAGAUGGAUUAAACGUGGAGUUUGUGUGAAUACACAUUCUUGUUCUUGGCCACCUGGUAUGCGUUGUCGUUCAAGUGGUUCACGAUCAUUGAAAUUAUUGAGAUGGGUUUGUAAAAAUGAUUCAAGUAAAGAAGCAUCAAAUAGACGAAGAAGAGAAUUUCAAACGAAUUAUUUAGGUCGUCUUAAUAGAGAUACAAAUUCACAUCAAACAUAUGUAGAAGAACGUAGAACAAAACGUGUACGACGUUUAAUACGUAAAUUAAGUUUAACAGCUAAUGGUUAUCAUUGUGAAUGGAAUCGUUAUGAAUAUAUGGUCAGUGAUCAUUGUACAUGUGGAUGUGAACAAUCAUCAAUCAAUUCUAAUUGA